AAUCUCAAUUUUCAUUCCAGCCAGGACUUGCCCAAUCCUGGUCGCAGUAAGACAUAUAAGGAUCGUACCGCCAGACUGUAUGGAACGCCAGUUGGACUACAAAUCCCAAUGUUUCUACUUUUGUGACAAUGAGUUCCAGUUAAGAGGCGUUAGUUCUAAAACAUGUCAAGCAGAUGGUACAUGGUCAGACCACUCAGUACAAAACACAUGCAUCGAUAUUGAGCCUCCAGAAUUCAUCACUUGUCCCGGUGACAUUUCCCUCCCAACCGAUCUGAAUGAGAACUUUGCUACUAACCCUGCAAACUGGGACCAACCAGAGGCAAGGGACAAUGAUGGAGAGCCGGUCAUCGAGGCGUCACUCUCCGCUACACAGCAGCGGUUCUACCUGGAUGAAGUAACGGUCAUCACCUACACAGCGCGUGAUGAGACCGGACUCGAAAACACAUGUACUUUCAGUGUUACAGUCAAAGCCAAGACCUGUCCCAUCCUGAUCGCGGAAACCCAUACGAGGAUCGCACCGCCAGACUGUAUGGAACGCCAGUUGGACUAUAAAUCCCAAUGUUUCUACGAAUGCGACUGUGGGUUCCAUUUACGAGGAGUAUGUUCUAGAACAUGUCAAGCAGAUGGUACAUGGUCAGACCCAUCAGUGCAAAACACAUGCAUCGAUAUUGAGCCUCCAGAAUUCAUCACUUGUCCCGGUGACAUUUCCCUCCCGACCGAUCUGAAUGAGAACUUUGCUACUAACCCUGCAAACUGGAACCAACCAGAGGCAAGGGACAAUGAUGGAGAGCCGGUCAUCGAGGCGUCACUGUCCGCUACGCAGCAGCGGUUCUACCUGGAUGAAGUAACGGUCAUCACCUACACAGCGCGUGAUGAGACCGGACUCGAAAACACAUGUACUUUCAGUGUUACAGUCAAAGAUGAGGAGCCACCACAAGUUAUCAACUGCCCAAACUCCAUGGCAGUAAAGACCAACAAUCGUCUAGCCGUUGUCCACUGGGAAGAGCCGGUGUUUCAGGAUAACUCCGGGCGUGACGCCUCGGUCAUCUCCAACCGUCCGUCCGGGUCCACGUUCUUCUUUGGUCAACCAGAGAGUAUUUGGUAUAUAGCAGAGGACCAAGCUGGUAAUACUGCACGGUGUGAGUUCACCGUGUCUGAGGAAGAUUUGGAGCCUCCUGAAUUCCUCACCUGCCCGGAGGACAUUGUGCUCCCCGCCAAUCUCCAUGAAAACUUUACCACAACGACCUGGGACAGACCUGAGGCACGAGACAAUCUUGGAACACCGACCAUCGAGGCUUCCACCUCGGCUGCCAAGGAGCGGUUUUAUCUGGAUGAAGUAAUAGUGGUCACGUAUACAGCACGAGAUAGGUCCGGACUCCAAACCACAUGCACAUUCAGCAUUACGGUCACAGAUGAAGAGCCACCACAGGUAGUCAGUUGCCCGGGCUCUAUGGUGAUAAAGACCAAGGGCAGUUCUGAAAUUGUCCAUUGGGAAGAGCCAGUCUUCCAGGAUAACUCCGGGAAAGAAGUGACGGUCAUCAAUUCGGACUUACCGUCCGGGUUCACUUUCUUUUGUGGCCUGAUGGAAACUGUUUAUUAUAUCGCAGAGGACCAAGCUGGUAAUAAAGCGAUUUGUGAGUUUACCGUGGAUGUAGAUUGUAUGAAUUAGCAAGCACUGGAAUAGUGAUCUGACUUGAUUAAGUAUACUAAGAAGACGGGGUACAUGUCUAAAUUAUGAGUAUAAUGGUCUGACUUCGUAUGGUAGGAAGACAGGGUACAAGACUGCUUGUCAUAAAAAGAUAAAUAAUUGUAAGUAAAUACAACUGUUUAAGAUCAACCUGACAGCUCACUUAUUAACAUUUAAUAUAAUAUCAGUUGAUGUUCCCGAGAACUAUUGAGUGUCUGUCAAAGAUUAAAGUCCGGUAAUCACUGUGACCAU
This is a messenger RNA of Asterias rubens (European starfish), 1939 nucleotides long. RefSeq names its product hyalin-like. Bases 80 to 1669 code for a protein of 529 amino acids. The record is from RefSeq and is a predicted model, not a curated record. Lineage: Eukaryota; Metazoa; Echinodermata; Asteroidea; Forcipulatida; Asteriidae. The transcript has 7 exons.